Molecule: messenger RNA, 2634 nt
Organism: Terrapene triunguis (Three-toed box turtle)
Lineage: Eukaryota; Metazoa; Chordata; Testudines; Emydidae
Gene: CNTN3
Product: contactin 3
Exons: 18
Coding region: 110-2536 (808 amino acids)
Biological process (GO): brain development; cell-cell adhesion
Molecular function (GO): cell-cell adhesion mediator activity
Source: RefSeq, a predicted model, not a curated record
AGUGGAGCCAUCAGAUGUAGGAAAUUACACCUGUGUUGUGACCAGCACUGUAACAAACACCAGAAUUCUCGGUUCACCAACCCCUCUAGUGCUACGCACAGAUGGUGUUAUGGGUGAAUAUGAACCCAAAAUAGAAGUUCAGUUUCCUGAGACACUUCCUGCAGCUAAAGGUUCAACAGUGAAACUGGAAUGUUUUGCCCUAGGAAACCCGGUGCCUCAGAUAAACUGGAGAAGAACUGAUGGCCUACCAUUUCCAAGUAAAGUAAAGUUGAGGAAAUCCAAUGGCAUGAUUGAAAUUCCAAAUUUCCAGCAGGAGGAUGCAGGCCUCUAUGAGUGCAUUACUGAAAACUCAAGAGGGAAAAACAUUGCAAGAGGACGUCUCACCUAUUAUGCAAAACCUCACUGGGUCCAGAUUAUAAAAGAUAUUGAAGCUGCAGUCGAAGAUAGUUUAUACUGGGAAUGUAGGGCAAGUGGGAAGCCCAAACCAUCCUACAGAUGGACCAAGAAUGGAAACACUCUAGCAUUAGAGGGAAGGAUCCAAACUGAAGGUGGUACACUUAUAAUAACAAAUCUAAAUCUGACAGAUUCUGGCAUAUACCAGUGCAUAGCUGAAAACAAACAUGGAAUGAUAUAUUCCAGUGCAGAGCUCAGGGUUGUAGCUUCUGCUCCAGAUUUCUCCAAGAACCCAAUGAAGAAACUGAUUCAGGUUCAGAUAGGCAGCACAGUAAAUUUUGAGUGCAAGCCAAAAGCUUCCCCUAAGGCAAUUUGCUCCUGGAAGAAGGGAGGCGAGCUGCUACAGGAAAAUGAAAGAAUAACGUUAUUAAAAGAUGGAGGCCUAAGCCUAGCUAAUGUGACUAAAUUAGAUGCUGGAAGUUACUCUUGCCUGGCAGAGAAUCAGUUUGGAACAGCUAGUAGCACAACAAGCUUAAUAGUUACAGAGCCAACAAGGAUAACUGUGGCACCUUCAAACAUGGAUGUGACUGUUGGAGAGAGUGUAAUCUUGCCGUGCCAAGUUCAGCAUGAUCCAUUGCUAGACAUUGGCUUCGCGUGGUAUUUGAAUGGAACGCUCACCGAUUUCAAAAGAGAUGCUUCUCAUUUUGAGAAAGUAGGUGGGAGUGCAUCAGGAGACUUAAUGAUUAGAAACAUCCAGCUGAAACACAGUGGAAAAUAUGUUUGCAUGGUAAAGACAGAAGUGGAUAGUGUAUCAUCGGCAGCAGAUCUGAUAGUACGAGGCUCCCCUGGCCCCCCUGAACAUGUGAAAGUGGAUGAAAUCACAGAUACCACAGCUCAGCUCUCUUGGCAAGAGGGCGCAGAUAAUCACAGCCCAGUCACUACUUACGCCAUUCAGGCGAGAACACCAUUUUCAGUGGGUUGGCAGAGAGUCACAACAGUUCCUGAUGUCAUCGAUGGAAACACUUACACGGCCACGGUAGUGGAUUUAAACCCUUGGGUUGAAUAUGAAUUUCGUGUCGUUGCCAAUAACAAAAUUGGAGGUGGAGAACCUAGUUUACCCUCAGAAAAAGUAAGAACUGAAGAGGCAGUUCCUGAAAUACCCCCAUCUGAAGUAAGUGGGGGAGGAGGCAGCAGAUCUGAACUGGUCAUAACAUGGGAUCCUGUUCCUGAAGAAUUACAAAAUGGUGAAGGAUUUGGAUAUGUUGUUGCUUUCCGACCUCUUGGCGUUACGACAUGGAUACAGACUGUAGUCACAUCUCCUGAUACACCAAGAUAUGUCUUUAGAAAUGAAAGCAUCCUGCCAUUUUCACCGUAUGAAGUCAAAGUUGGUGUAUAUAAUAAUAAAGGAGAAGGGCCAUUUAGCCCAGUAACCACAGUCUUUUCUGCUGAAGAGGAGCCUACCAUAGCACCUUCUGGUGUCUCUGCAAAAAGCUUGUCAUCUUCAGUAAUUGAAGUUUCCUGGAAUGCCAUUCCUUGGAAAAUGAGUAGUGGACGGUUACUGGGUUAUGAGGUCAGGUACUGGAAUAAUGGUGGAAAAGAAGAAUCUUCAAAUAGAGUAAAAGCUACAGGGAAUGAGACAUCAGUAAGAAUAACAGGCUUGAAGAGCAACUUAGCAUAUUACACAGCUGUCCGGGCAUAUAACAGUGCUGGGUCAGGACCCUUUAGUGCCACCGUCAAUGCCACCACAAAAAAGACACCACCCAGUCAGCCUCCAGGAAACGUUAUAUGGAAUGUUACAGACUCCAAGGUAGUACUGAACUGGGAGCAAGUGAAAGCAAUGGAGAAUGAAUCCGAAGUAACUGGAUAUAAGGUUUUGUACAGGACUAGCAGUCAAAACCAUGUGAAUGAACUGAACACAAAUACGACAUCAGCAGAACUUUUACUCCCAUUCAAUGAGGAUUACAUCAUAGAAGUAAAAGCAACAACUGAUGGUGGAGAUGGCACUAGCAGUGAUGAGAUCCGGAUUCCCAAACUGACUAGUAUGGAUGCAAGAGGUUCUGGUGCAUCAGUCGUGAACAUCUACAGUUUAUCCAGUUUCAUAUGGAUAGUACCUUUCUUGACUUUUAAUGCAGUGUUGUGGUGAUACAUUGUCAUUCAUUGGAUACAUUAAAUCAGUUACAAAAGUGCUUUUUAAAAAAAAAAUGCAGUGGUUAUGCAUGGGUUUUUUUUCAACUCUGUGUU